Molecule: messenger RNA, 1488 nt
Organism: Vombatus ursinus (common wombat)
Lineage: Eukaryota; Metazoa; Chordata; Mammalia; Diprotodontia; Vombatidae
Gene: SH2D1B
Product: SH2 domain containing 1B
Exons: 4
Coding region: 137-550 (137 amino acids)
Source: RefSeq, a predicted model, not a curated record
CACACACACACACACACAGCCCAACGCUGUUGUGGAAGAAACUGCUGCUAUACAGCUAGAAAUUUUUAAGUGACUGCUUCAGACCUCCCUCCUUGGGUCACGGCUCUUCACCAGUAGGGACUGCUGAGCUCCCUCCAUGGACCUACCCUAUUACCAUGGCCCUUUGACCAAAAUCGCUUGUGAGACUUUACUGCUCCAGGAGGGAAAAGAUGGCAAGUUUCUCUUAAGAGACAGCGAGUCAGUACCUGGAGCCCUGUGCCUCUGUGUCUUGUUUCAAAAUACGAUCUACACAUACCGAAUCAAAAAAGAAAAAUAUGGAUACUACACGAUAGAGACAACAGAAGGUGUUAAAAAGGUGUUAUUUCCAAACCUGAAAGAACUAAUCUCCAAAUAUGAAAAACCAAAUCAAGGACUAGUGAUUCAUCUUCGUUAUCCAGUAGAGAAAAAUAAUGUAUACCAGAGUCAGAGAAAUCCACCGGCACCGGCUGCUUUGGAUGAUGAUGAUUAUGUGAAUGUCAACAGUGAUGAUUAUGUGGAAAUCUUUCCUUGAAUUCUGAAACCCAAGCCUGAUGCCAGAGCACGAAGAGAGCCAGCCUACAGUGGCUUCUAAGACUAUUGGGAUAAAGCCCCCCAAACUUCUGUGAUUCUCUGCUUCUCCUGAGAUUUUAGUGACCAUUUCCCAGCACUGAACUCGGGCCUUCCUGCCAGUCAGAGAACUGGGCAGUCCAUGCCUGUGUGCCAUGACUUUAUAUCCAGUUAUGCUCCAAGAAAGGAAACUGCAUAACUGCCUGUAUAACUGGAAAUAUAAAUGUAGCCUAGAGAUACUGUACCCCUCCAUCCCAAUAAAGUCUUCCAAGAAUCCCUGCAAGGCUAAAGCAGGUAGCCAUAGUGCAGCCUGACAGGUUAAAACAUAAUUACCACCCAAAUAGCCUCAAUCCACACAUAAUCGAGAGUCCCCACAAAAUAAUGAGGUCUUUGAAACUUCUUAUCUCAGAACUCGGACUCUGGAGCCCCAAAUUCAGUGUGAUUAUUUUGAAGUAAUCUAUUAUGCAAAUUAUUCCCUCAUCUCCCAUCUAGUACAACAUUCUCUAUUGCCAGACUAUUCAAGAGAUACUCAUCCCAAAGCAGUCAAUUAAGCUAUAAAGGCAGUGUAAAUAACAAGAAAGGGAACUGGUAGUAGAAUUGCUAUCUGCCUCCCAUGUAUAAUUAAGAAAGACCCCUUAAUUCUCUUGUAUGAUCCUGGGGAAUUCUCAUCUAAUCCACUCUUAAUUCCCACUAGUCAUCCUGAUAGUAGAAGAGGGACAAAGGUGCUCCUGAACUCAGUAUCCCAGGUUUAGGAGGGUCCACCUCUGGGAAUAUGGUGGAUUUCUCUCAGGGUAGGGUAGAGAAUUGCUGAAGGUGAGAAUCAGUCUAGAGCUUUGUGAAGUCUCUUGACUCUUUUACUAAGUUAAAUUUAAUAUACACUUAAAGAAAGUUAAAUCUCAUAUA